Messenger RNA from Ceutorhynchus assimilis (cabbage seed weevil), 2301 nucleotides. The record is from the annotation of a GenBank genome assembly. Lineage: Eukaryota; Metazoa; Arthropoda; Insecta; Coleoptera; Curculionidae.
UACAAAUACCGAGACAAAUACUAUCCGGCAGAUAACCGUUUGACACACUUCUAACCUAGUAUUAAAUUUAUUCUCAAAAAAUUCAGGCAGUAUUUGUAUAAACGAUAGUACGGUUGGGUGUUUAUAAAUAAUGGCUUUUAAAAAUAAUUCAAAAUUAUUUUCGAAAUUGUGUUCUUGUUGUGGAAAAGCAAAUGUUCAUUUUGGUAAACACAAAAGAUCGCAACAUACCACAGGCGCAAUAAUUGACCCCAACAACGAAGCCAUUUUCAAAAAAGUCCUAAUAGCGAACCGUGGCGAAAUCGCCUGCAGAAUUAUCCGGACGGCGAAGAGGAUGGGCAUAAAAACAGUGGCAGUCUAUUCAGUUGCAGAUUCGCAAGCGAGACAUGUCAAAAUGGCUGAUGAAGCCGUCUUUAUUGGACCGUCAUCUGCAACCGAGUCCUAUUUGAAUAUAGAUAAAAUUAUGGAAGCGAUUAAGCAGACAAACGCUGAUGCCGUACAUCCUGGUUAUGGUUUCUUGUCUGAGAAUACGGAAUUUGUUAGGAUUUUGGAAUCGCGAGAGAAUGUCGCCUUUAUAGGACCAUCUGCCGAAGUGAUAUCGAAAAUGGGCGAUAAACUCGAGUCGAAACGCACGGCCAUGGACGCCGGAGUGAAUGUUAUUCCAGGCUUCGACCAGAUAGUCACGGACGCGGAACAUUGUGUCCAGAUAGCCCGUGUCGUUGGCUAUCCGGUGAUGAUUAAAGCCUCAGCCGGCGGUGGCGGUAAAGGAAUGAGGAUUGCUAGAAACGAUCAUGAAGUAAGAGAAGGCUUUCUUUUGUCCACUCAAGAAGCUGAAUCGAGCUUUGGAGAUUCACGAAUGCUAGUCGAAAAAUUCAUAGAAAAUCCUAGACAUAUUGAAAUACAAAUUUUAGGCGAUCAAUAUGGUAAUGUUAUUUAUUUGAAUGAACGCGAGUGCAGUAUACAACGUAGAAAUCAAAAAGUUAUUGAAGAAGCACCAAGUGUAUUUCUAGAUACUACAACGCGUCAGAAAAUGGGCGAGCAAUCCGUAUCGUUAUGUAAAAAACUGAAUUACUCCAACGCAGGAACCGUAGAAUUUCUCGUAGAUCAAAAGAGAAAUUUCUAUUUUCUGGAAAUGAACACCAGACUACAAGUGGAACAUCCUAUUACUGAAUGUAUUACUGGAAUCGACUUGGUGCAUCAAAUGUUUAGGUUAGCCAAAGGCCAUAAGUUGAACAUCAAACAAGAAGACGUCGAAAUAAACGGAUGGGCCAUUGAAAGUAGAGUGUACGCAGAGGACCCUUACAAAAAUUUCGGACUUCCAAGUAUUGGAAAAUUAUACAAAUACAAAGAACCCAAUGGCAUUCCAGGAGUUCGAUGUGACAGUGGGGUAGAAGAAGGCAGCAAAAUAACGAUGCACUAUGACCCUUUGAUCUGCAAAUUGGUGUGUCAUGGAAAAACCAGAAAAGAAGCUAUAGAAAUAAGCAAACAAGCUUUAGACUCAUACGUAAUAAGAGGCAUCGAGCACAACAUACCCUUCCUACGCGAUAUCCUCACUCAACAAAAAUUCAUCGAAGGCAAUAUUAGCACCGACUAUUUGCCCCAAGUUUAUCCUGAAGGAUUCCAGGGAAUUACUCUCGGCGUACGUGACAGACAUAAGCUUGUUGCCGUUGCCGGGGCCUUGUACGCCACAAACGAGCUGCGGAGCCGUAGUUUUAUCAAUAUUCCCGAUUUUAAAAUACGCAGCGGAAAAGCCGAACGGGAAAAAUGGAAAUUGUUUAUUAGAUUCGACGACAACGAGGAAGUUUACGUGAAUGUCGCGCAGACUAAUGGUCAAUUUAGAAUUGAAGUUGCGGCAAACGUAUUUUGCGUGGAUAAAAAUGAGAUCAACUUGUCGAGUCCCAUUAUGGAGUUAACGGUGAAUGGGACCGGGAACGUGGUUCAGUUGCUUUCGUGGAACGCUAGCGGAGAAUAUCAAAUAAUUUUCAAUGGUAAUAACUACAAAUUUUACAUUCUAACCGAACAAGCGUCGAACUAUUUGAAUUUAAUGCCGAAAAAACUCAAAAAAGUAAAGUUAAACAAAAUUUGCGCCCCAAUGGCAGGCCUGGUGAAGCUGAUAUUCUGCUCUGUGGGCGAUAAAGUUAUAGAGGGACAAGAGCUUCUGGUUAUUGAAUCGAUGAAAAUGCAAAAUUUUAUCGUAGCCCAAUCAAAUGGAACCAUAAAGUAUGUUAAUUUUAAUAUUGGUGAUACGGUUACGAAUGGGGAUGUACUGGUUGAGUUAGAAUAAAACAUUUUGUUAAAAAAUAA